Messenger RNA from Sceloporus undulatus (fence lizard), 1365 nucleotides. It is a transcript of the gene CACNG6, whose product is annotated as calcium voltage-gated channel auxiliary subunit gamma 6. Gene Ontology annotation, molecular function: calcium channel regulator activity; voltage-gated calcium channel activity. Gene Ontology annotation, biological process: calcium ion transmembrane transport; regulation of calcium ion transmembrane transport via high voltage-gated calcium channel. Gene Ontology annotation, cellular component: L-type voltage-gated calcium channel complex; membrane. The transcript has 4 exons. NCBI's taxonomy places the organism in Eukaryota, Metazoa, Chordata, Lepidosauria, Squamata, Phrynosomatidae. The coding region runs from base 239 to 1015 and encodes 258 amino acids. The record is from RefSeq and is a predicted model, not a curated record.
CCUGUCAAGCUGGGGCAUUGGGUGGAGAAAGCAAGGGCUGGGGUGGGAGAAGACGGUGACAGUGGUCGAGCAACUCCUCAACGCCGCUUGCAGUGUGUUGACCUAGUUAAGACCACGAAGAAGCUGUGAGGAGCCCGGGAAGAAACUCAGGCAUCAAGCUGGCAGGGGGUUAAAAGAAACCAGGGACCAGGCUGGUCAUUUCACAGGCAAAACAGCAGAAGAAGCAAGGGAAGGGACUAUGAAUAUGUGGCCCAAUUUCUUCCUUCAGGACGAGGAGCAGCGCAUGGGCAUGCGCGGGCGGGUGGUGGGCAAACGACGCAAGCCCCUGACGGAUGAGCAAGAGGGCAAGAUCAAGCUGGCCUUCUUCGUGGCCAUUGUGGGGAUGACCCUGACGGUUCUGGCUGUGGGCACCGAGUUCUGGGUGGAGCUCAACACCUACAAGCAGAACCACUCAGCCAUCUGCGAAGCGGCCCACUAUGGUUUGUGGAAGUUUUGCUACAAGAAACUCUGGAUGAAUGAUGUCGAGGAGGAGAGGGCCACCUGCGGACCUGCAGAACUACCUGGAGAAGCGAAUUGUUCUUAUUUCAAAUUCUUCACCACUGGGGAGAAUGCCCAUAUCUUUCAGAGAUCUACUAAAAAAGAACUGAACAUCACGGCAGCCGUUAUGUCCCUUCUCAGCAUCACUCUGAUGGCCAUGGGUUCUCUCUGCAUCACAAUGGCUCUCAGCAAAGGCAUUGAAUUCCUCCUGAAGCCAGCAUCCUGCUUCUUCAUUGUAUCAGGCUUAAUGGUACUAGUGUCACUGGAGAUUUUCCGACAGUCCGUCCGGUGGCUUAUCACCUCCGAUGAGUCUGUUCCACUGGAGUACGAGUACUCCUGGUCUGUGGCUUGUGCAGUGGCUGCCGGUGCUGUCCUGAUCUUUGGCGGUGGUUGCUUCAUCCUUUUAUCCAUCCAAGGCUUGUCCAAAAAGCCCUGGGAAUACUGCAUGAAAAGCAGAAGCAAUAGCAACACUUCCUAAAAUAGAAAUUAAUCUAGAAGAGGGAGGAGGAAUGAAAUCUCUCUUUCUCUCACCCUGCAAUACACACAUACAAGUGUAUACCUCCACUCACUUCUGCUGCCCUCUUCCUCCAUCUUUUGGACUCGGUUUUCUUCUAUGUUUUGUGACUUGUAAAUAGAACCUCUAGUGCGUGUCUUGUUUUAGAUUUGGGGCAGGGAAGGAGGGGGAAGGAGGGAGGGCCUGUGAGAAAAGAGCUCUGUUUGUGAAUGAGGGGACAGCUGCAUUAAUGAACUGAGAAAUUAUGAGGGGAGGGAGGAUAAAGGGCUGUAUUUCAGACCUGGUUUUUAUAAAUGGCUAUUUUUAGCUUAACA